AUGCUUCCAGCAGAGGAGAAGAGGCCAGAACCCCCUCGGCUGAGCAGACAUGACCGACCAGGCCAUCAAUGUGCGGACCCUCAGCUGGAGGAGCUCAAGCAUUUGAUGAAAGGCCUCCAGAGUGAGUGUCACCAAGUAGAGCUUCAACAGCUGCAAACUCACAGCCUUCUGGAGAAGCACCACUCGGAAGUGCUUGAGAUCUUCGAGGCUCAUGAGGGGAUCCUGCUUCAAGUUCUUGGCUGCGCACAUUCUCAUGGACCCCCUGCCAAGGCUCGUCGCGCCAGUGAACGCAACCUUGGAGAGUUUAGCUCCGUGGUGCAGGCACCAAAAGGAGUGGCCUUUGACUUGGACCCCGUUGAUGAAGACGCCAGUGCUGCUGAAGAUGUGAAGGGAGAAGAUGCGAAGGGGCCACUGAAGCGGUCCCCUUCUCGAGCUCACGGAAGCUUUACAUUCACGCCAAAACUCUUCAGUACGUUCACUCAGUUCGAUUUGCACCUGAAAGAAGGGGCUGCAAACGUCGAUGCAGAUCAAGCUCGGCGAGAACGGGGGCUUGACCGACCUUCCCAACAUCUCAGUCGAGAUUGCUGCCUCAAGCGCUACGUGGCAACGACGGCUUUCGACGUGUUCUUCGCCUGCCUUGUCAUCUCAAAUGCCAUCUUCAUCGGGGUGGAAGUCCAGCAUACAUUGGCACAUCCCAAAGACGCUUCUGUAGUCCUCCAGGUCAUCCGCAACAGCUACACGGCUCUCUUUACCUUGGAAAUCAUAUUGAGAAUUGCCGUCUAUGGACGAGCAUUUUUUCGCUCAGAUGACUGGUUUUGGAAUGGUUUGGAUGCAGUGCUUGUGAUUUGCUCGCUGUGGGAGGUUGCGCUUGAGAUAGUGUCUGCCGCCCAGGAUGAGGAAGGAGGAAUGUUGGGCUUCACAGGGCUCCGCACUGUUCGCAUUGUGCGCGUCACCCGGCUGGUACGUGUCGCCAAGCUGGGCAGAAUCCUGCGCUUCGUCAUGGCGCUGCGCACCCUGAUCCAGUCCAUCAUAUACACGCUGAAAGCCUUGGUCUGGGCGCUCGUGCUCCUGGCCUUGAUCAUCUACUUUUUUGCAAUCCUAUUCACCCAGGCCGUGUCGGACUCACAGGAUGCGGAGUGGCAGCCAGAGGUGGAUCGGUAUUUCAACUCGCUGCCAGAUACUAUGCUGAGUCUCUUCAUGUGCAUCUCCGGCGGCGUCAGCUGGGAGAAUGUCAUUUACCCUCUCAGGAGAUUGUCCCCGGCAUGGGCUAUGGUUUUCGUCUUUUUCAUCUCGUUUUGCAACUUCGCCGUGCUCAAUGUCGUGACUGGUGUGUUUUGUCAAAGCGCCAUCGACUCGGCGCAGAGCGAUCAUCAAAUGGUAAUGCAGUCCAUUUUGGCGAACAAGGAAGCGCACAUUGAGAAGAUCAAGUUGUUGUUUAACGAAAUCGAUGCCCAAGAUCGUGGUCUCAUCACAUAUCAGAUGUUUGAAGAGAAGGUGGGAGAUCAGGCAGUGAAAGCGUACUUCGAAUCUAUGGAUCUGAACGUUUGGGAUGCUUGGUCUUUCUUCAAACUAUUGGACUUAGAUUCAGGCGGCGCCGUGGAGAUCGAAGAAUUCUUGAUGGGUUGCCUGCGACUGCGGGGCACAGCACGAGCCAUCGACAUUGCAAAGCUCAUCCAUGAACAGGCUUGGUUGCUGAAGAAUCAGGGCCACUUCUGGACCUUUGUUGAGGUGCAGUUGCAAGAAUGCCUUCAGCUACAUCCUUCGCGAUCCUGUGACCUACAGGACCUACAGCCCGUUUCGGGCAGUGAACUGACCCGUUUUGGACCGCUGCUCGCCACGAGAAUUCAUGUUUUCGGGCUUCUUGGCCGACCCUUUUUUGGCGGGCGUUUUGGAAGUGGCGCAAGCCACUUAGCUUGGCCAUCGCAAGAUCUACUUAGCUACUUCCAAGACAAUCUCAGAACAGCUCUGUCGUGCUAAAGAGUCUUCACCGUAGGCGAAGCACUCGGAA
Molecule: messenger RNA, 2008 nt
Organism: Durusdinium trenchii
Lineage: Eukaryota; Dinophyceae; Suessiales; Symbiodiniaceae
Source: the annotation of a GenBank genome assembly